GUAGCGGAGGACACGCGGGCGUCAGCAGCGCGCGAGAGAAAGAGCGGGAGGAGAGAGAAGAUAGUGACUGCAGUUGCACGUUCCCUCUCGAUAUUGGAUCUAUGUUGUUGUAAGAGCAUCUGUAACCGGUAGGAAAGGAGUGGGGAAGAGGAGGUAUACACUAACUCACCAAGGAAAGACCUAUGCUUGGAUUUUGCCUCCUUUUUCUUCGCCAAUGCAAAAGGAAAUAUGCAGCGAAGCUUCACCCUCCUGUACACCAGUUUUCUGGGGAUGUGCUUGGGUUCAAGUUUUCCAAGUAACAUCAAUAUAGGGGGACUAUUCCCAACCGAAUCUCACGAAUAUGACGUGUUUCGGUUCGCGCUCUCGCACCACCAGGAUAUCCCCAAACUGGUGCCGCAGGUGGAUAUGGUCAAGAAAGGCAACAGCUUCUCCAUGACAUAUGCCUUCUGUUCCCAGUUCUCUAAAGGUGUCUAUGCUAUCAUUGGCCUCUACGACAGGAAGACGGUCAACAUGCUGAUGUCGUUCUGCGGGGCGCUGCACGUGUGUUUUGUCACGCCUUCCUUCCCCAUCGAGACGGCCAACCAGUUUGUGAUCCAGCUGAGACCCGAGCUACAGGACACUCUGGUGGGGGUCAUAGACCACUACGGAUGGACCAAGUUCGUCUACAUGUACAGUUCUGACUCCGGCCUGUCUGUGCUGCAGAAGGUCCUGGACACGGCUGCUGAAAGGAGCUGGCUGGUGACGUCUGUCAACGUAGAGACCAUGACGGAGGCCUCAUUCCUCAAGGUGUUUCAAGACCUGGACAAGAGGAAGGAGGGACAGAUCAUCAUUGACUGUGAGACCGAAAGACUCACCUCCAUCCUCAAAAAGAUCGUUGAACAGGGGAAGAAUGCUAAGAGUUACCACUACAUCCUGGCCAACCUGGGUUUUCUGGACAUUGACCUAACGGACCUGAGGAAAGGUGGGGCGAACAUCACAGGCUUCCAUCUGGUCAACUACACAGAGCAGAACGUCAGUCGUACCAUUCAGCAGUGGAUGGAGUUCGAAAACAAAGACGCCAAGAUCCCCAAGAGACGCCUGAAGUACACCGGAGCAUUGACAUAUGACGGAGUGAAGGUGAUGUCUACAGCAUUCCAGAACCUCCGGAAACAGAGGAUAGACAUCUCUCGCCGUGGUAACGCAGGCGAAUGCCUCGCCAACCCGCCCGCACCCUGGGGCCAAGGCAUAGAUAUACAGAGAGCUCUGCAACAGGUGCGUAUCGAUGGCCUGACAGGUCAUAUCCAGUUCAAUGAGAAAGGACGCAGGACCAACUUCACUGUCAGUGUCAUGGAGCUAGCCCCCUCUGGACCUAAGAAGGUGGGCUACUGGAACGAGGACGAGAAGUAUGUGAGCACAGCCACCUUCAUGAGAGGAACCAACGACAGCAGCUACGGCCUACAGAACAGGACCUACAUAGUUACCACCAUCCUGGAAUCCCCAUACGUGAUGCUGAAGAAGAACCAUGAUCAGCUGUCAGGGAACGAUAAGUACGAGGGCUACAUCGUGGAGCUAGCGGCUGAGAUUGCCAAGCACGUUGGAUACCACUACAAACUGAAGGUGGUCUCAGAUGGGAAGUAUGGAGCCAGAGACCCCGAGACCAAGAUGUGGAACGGCAUGGUCGGAGAGCUGGUGUACGGGAAAGCAGACGUGGCGGUGGCCCCGCUGACCAUCACCCUGGUCCGAGAAGAAGUGAUCGACUUCUCCAAGCCAUUCAUGUCUCUGGGCAUCUCCAUCAUGAUAAAGAAGCCCACCAAGUCUAAACCAGGUGUCUUCUCCUUCCUGGACCCGCUGGCCUAUGAGAUCUGGAUGUGUAUCGUGUUCGCCUACAUCGGUGUGAGCGUGGUCCUGUUCCUGGUGAGCCGCUUCAGCCCCUACGAGUGGCACGCAGAGGACUAUGAGGAGGAGGCCGACCCCCAGACCCCAACCCAGCCGACGGGGCCCGGUGCUGGGCUACAGUCGGGGCAGAACCCUGGUCAGCCAGGCCAGAACCAGCAGAAUCAGGAACAGACCAACGAGUUUGGCAUCUUCAACUCUCUCUGGUUCUCCCUGGGAGCCUUCAUGCAGCAGGGAUGCGACAUCUCACCCAGGUCUCUGUCAGGGCGGAUAGUGGGGGGCGUGUGGUGGUUCUUCACUCUCAUCAUCAUCUCGUCCUACACGGCCAACCUGGUUGUUUCUCCCUCUAGGUCUCUGUCAGGGCGGCUAGUGGGGGGUGUGUGGUGGUUCUUCACUCUCAUCAUCAUCUCGUCCUACACGGCCAACCUGGUUGUUUCUCCCUCUAGGUCUCUGUCAGGGCGGAUAGUGGGGGGCGUGUGGUGGUUCUUCACUCUCAUCAUCAUCUCGUCCUACACGGCCAACCUGGCUGCUUUCCUCACCGUGGAGAGGAUGGUGUCCCCCAUAGAGAGUGCUGAGGACCUGGCUAAACAGACUGAGAUCGCCUACGGAACUCUGGAUGCUGGUUCCACCAAGGAGUUCUUCAGGCGGUCUAAGAUCGCGGUGUUUGAGAAGAUGUGGUCGUACAUGAAGUCGGCCGACCCCUCAGUGUUUGUGAAGACCACAGACGAGGGAGUGAUGAGGGUCAGGAAGUCCAAAGGGAGGUAUGCCUACCUGUUAGAGUCCACCAUGAACGAGUACAUCGAGCAGAGGAAACCCUGUGACACCAUGAAGGUGGGGGGGAACCUGGACUCUAAAGGAUACGGUAUCGCCACGCCCAAGGGCUCACCCCUCAGAAACCCUGUUAACCUGGCCGUGUUAAAACUGAACGAGCAAGGCCUGUUGGACAAACUGAAAAACAAAUGGUGGUACGACAAGGGCGAGUGUGGCAGCGGGGGCGGGGACUCCAAGGAUAAGACAAGUGCGUUGAGCCUGAGCAACGUGGCCGGAGUGUUCUACAUUCUGAUUGGAGGGCUGGGCCUGGCCAUGCUGGUGGCGUUGGUGGAGUUCUGCUACAAGUCGCGAACCGAGUCUCAGAGAAUGAAGCAGAACGUCAACGACGCCAUGCACUGCUCCUCAAUGACCAGAAUGAGUGGGAACGGGAACGGGGGAGGUGAAGGUGGAGGUGGAGGAGAGAACGGACGCAUCCUAACUCACGACUUCCCUGAAACAGUCCAGACUCUCUCCUGCAUGAGCCACACCGCCAGCAUGGGGCUCAGCGCCUCCGGCAUGUGAUCACAUGACUUGGCACAAGGGGCUGAGCAGGAGACUUACAAAGAUGGCCACAUUAAUGGUGACAUUGACCUUAUGAACAUGGCCCUCUUUCUGACCCGUUUGUUUGUGUGGCGGCUGCGUGCUGUGUGCCGGAGACGGAUGCGCUCUGAAAUCACUCACUACAAACAGGGGAAACAUGUAGAUGGAGUAUAGAAAUGAACAGAAAAGAAGAUAAGGAAAAUGUUUUGAAAAAGGAGCCAUGUGGAGGGAUGUGAUGUUUUUUGAUUAUUUUAUCAUGAUUUUUUUUUUAAAGGUGUUCCUUUCUGUGUAAAAAAGAGAACAAUCCCGUAAAUACCGCCUGCCCUGCCCUGACCUCUUCUGCCCUGCCCUGACCUCUUCUGCCCUGCCCUGACCUCUUCUGCCCUGCCCUGACCUCUUCUGCCCUGACCUCUUCUGCCCUGCCCUGACCUCUCCUGCCC
Messenger RNA from Oncorhynchus mykiss (rainbow trout), 3662 nucleotides. Lineage: Eukaryota; Metazoa; Chordata; Actinopteri; Salmoniformes; Salmonidae. The record is from RefSeq and is a predicted model, not a curated record.